AUGACAGGGGAGGCAUUGACUUCUAAAGAUCCAAAGAAGAUCAAUGGGGCUCCUACUUGUUCUACCAACUACCAAGCUAUUAAUGAAAGUGGGUCACUCCAAUCUCUCACUAAAACAUCACUAGGCAGUGAACAAAAAGAUACUCCCCCAAACCCACCAUCUUUGCCGAAUAAAGUUAUUGCAAACAAGACUCCAUGCGCGACUUCAACCACAGUUGAUGUUGAGAUAGAGGACCACCACAACAUCCAAGAGUUCCCAACUCUCCCUACGGGUAACAGUGUUCGGGACUCUUCCCCUGUUCCUACGGUGAAUGCUAUUGAAAAACUGGUUGAGAGCUUUGACCUCCUCAUGAACAUCCGAGGGAAAAUUGAAACCAUAGAGGUCAAGGUGGAGUACCAAUGGAGACCUAAAAUUUGUCAUAACUGCUGCAUUUUUGGUCACACCGAGUCAACCUGUCCCAAACAAAGAACUGUGGAAAGCUGGAAGCCCAAACCAGCUCCUUUACAAGCUAGCUCAGAUAGGCUAGAUAAUGGAAAGGCAAUUGCAACUAUGACUGGGUUAGAACAGCAAGAGGCUGGUCAGACUCAAGUAGAGGAAUUGAUAGGAGGUUACCAAGCUUCUUCCUUGGUCACGGUCAAGAAUAAUAUGGGAAUGGUUAUCCAAGGUGGCGCCUCUACCUCUUCUCAACAAGAAAUUUUGGGUCAUGAUCACCAUAUCACUAAGAUAACAGUCAAUGAGAGUACCCCUCCCCAACUGCUCAUGCAAGCUGGUGUUACUUUGGCAUCUAACAAAUUUGAGGAGCUCAACAAGGAGGGGGCAAAUUGUGGUUGA
Messenger RNA from Ilex paraguariensis (yerba mate), 831 nucleotides. Lineage: Eukaryota; Viridiplantae; Streptophyta; Magnoliopsida; Aquifoliales; Aquifoliaceae. The record is from the annotation of a GenBank genome assembly.